Acanthamoeba castellanii str. Neff is the source of this 384-nucleotide messenger RNA. RefSeq lists its product as uncharacterized. The coding region runs from base 1 to 384 and encodes 127 amino acids. The record is from RefSeq and is a predicted model, not a curated record. NCBI's taxonomy places the organism in Eukaryota, Discosea, Longamoebia, Acanthamoebidae. The transcript is spliced from 2 exons.
AUGUCCGCUGGCUUGGCGCUGUGGGCCUACGAGGGCUACCGCAACAUGCUGGACGUGUACAGCGUGCCGUUGAUGAACGUGUCGCUGUUUUGGCCGCUCGACGCCAAGGUGAGCCUGGCGCGUUCGUCGGCGCGCGCCAACGUGGCCCAGCUGCUGCGCGAGGUCAACAUUGGCAACGACGGGAGCGCGCCUGCCCUCGAAGCCGACCGCACCGCCUCGGUGCAUGACGCCAAGCAGAUCAAGGAGGUGCUGCACGAACUCGUUGGACCUCUCCAAGUGGAGCACGUCCAUACGCACCUGUGCCACGGGCCUACUCAGCAGCCGGUCGCGACACGCGACGGCGCUAUCGCGACACGCGACGGCGCGUCGACGUCGACGAGGUAA